AUGGUCCGCAUGGGUCAUGCGUCAUCACAGGUCACUCCUCCUUACCCGGUUAGCGUGCUACGUCACGGACGUCAUAUUCCGGUCAUCCUUGAGGAGGAAGAGGUACCACAAGUAUACCGAGUUAAUUUUAUACCUGACGGUGCUGGUCAGUAUAAAAUUCACGUGAUUUUUAACAGAAUGGAAGUAAAAGGCUCUCCAUUCAUACUGGAGAUUGCUGACGCUUCUACUGUUUCUGUGUUCGGUGAUCAGCUUCAUGGAGCAUCAGUAGGUCGUCCAGCAUCGUUCAUGAUCCACGCAGCAUCGGCUGGACCAAACGACAUUACUGUAGAGAUUAGAGGCAAGACGCCAUCGGGAAAGCUACGCCACGGUGUCAUAACCACAGUCGAUGAUGUCUCGUGUAAAGUUGAAUGGUUACCUCAAGAACCAGGUGAACAUUCCAUAGACGUUCACAUAUUCGAUCAACGCGUACAGGAUUCACCGUUCCUAUGUAACGUUGGUGCACCGGAGAAAGUUGUCGUACGGGCUGUACCAAGGCGUAUUCUCAGCAAAGAUCUACACACUGAACAUAGCUUUGAAAGUCUUUUUCAUUUCGUUAUUCGUCGAUUAAACAUUCCAAGUAUUCCUGUGUUGUGCAGUCAACCAUCGGUAUUACAAUUGACGGUGGCUACUGCAUUGAAAAAGGUAGGCGUGUCACUGCUGUCACCGUUGUGGUUGAGCAACGUGAACAAGAAACAAGGAGACAAGAUUUACAGCUGUAUCGAUGACUCUUCAUGUGUUCAUUUCUAUUCAACACAUGUUAUUCAUCAUCUGAAACCUCUUGAGUUGCAUAUUACAAAAUUAUGUGUGAUUUUAGAUAUACAACUGGUGAAUCAAAUCGUAAUAUUCGAGCGGAUGCAAAAUCUGAUUUAUGUGAAUGCAGUGGAGUUGGACGAAAUAUGGCGUAUUCUAGUCGACGCAUCGUCGGCCGGAUCGGGAAAUCUGGAAAUUAUGAUCAACGGAGGUCGAGUGCCAUGUCGAGUUCGAGAGAUCGUCAGCAGACAAUACAAAGCCGUGUUUACGCCCACUCAGAACAUCACACACACUAUCGAGAUGCGAUUUAAUGGCGAAGAAGUAGCUGGUAGCCCCUGGCACAUUCCAGUUGAGGAUAGAUCGGAGAGACGUCAUGAGUCAAAUAGAACGUUAUCGUAUUAUUCUGAGCUGUCUGGUGCUGGUCUAGUACGUGCACCAGUGAACAGAAUUGCUUCAUUCGAAAUUAAUGGUGAAGGAUUGGAGUUAAAUGAUGUGAAAGCAAAAAUAUACGGACCUGACGGCCGUGAAUUUCCUGUGCGAAUUGUACCGAGAGGUAGUGGACAAUAUAUAGCAGAGUAUCGCAUCGAACAGGUUGGUGAACAUCAUCUGACGGUGUGGAUCGCUGGACGAAAGGUGGAUGGCAGUCCGUUGUCGGUUGCCGGCUAUUCGGCGGAUCGAGUUAGACUCGAGCCACUUGGGGGCGGUGCAGUCGGGCAUCCAGUACAGUUUGUCGUGGAUGCUGUCGAUGCUGGGAAGGGACAACUAGAAAUUUCGGUGAAUCAAGGCCGUGUACCGAACAAUGUCCAAAUGCAAGGCGCCGGAAGAUGUCUCGUUACGUUUAUACCACAACAUCCUGGCACAUAUGUUAUAGACGUGACGUUCAAUGGCGAACAAGUACACGGUUGUCCGAUCAAGGUAGAGAUUCUGCCGAAGCAGGUUGGCGAAGUUGUGCACGCGAAUCUCACUCCGACCGCUGUGUCGACAGCGAUUUCAGCGGGAGGGUCGAGUAUCGCUGGAGCGUUUCGACAAUCUCGAACUCCUGUUUCGCCUGGACUCCUUCAUCAUCAUAGCCGUCAACGGUCAGCUGAAACAAAUCCACGAAGUCCAACCCUACUGCGUGAGGCACGCAGUAGAGCCGAAAAACCAUGGAUGCAGACUUACGCUCCUACCUCCUCUCGUCUCAGUUCCUCAUUGUCACCAAACCGUGAGUGGUCUGCGAGUAGCGCAUACGAUAGAAUCUACACUACCGAUAGAACACUUUCACCAAGUGAUAAUUUGAGAGCAAGACCUUUCACAGAAACACCAGUAAUUCUUCGCACUUCAUCACCAUCUGAACAAAAGACGGUUUAUGAGACAAAGAGUUACUAUGGGCGUGCAUUAACUCCACCUGGAACUCGGACUCCAUCGCCCAAGCGAUACGAAAGGAAUAAUACCAGUUCAUUUGUUGGUGUUAUUCAACCGCAACAAAGAGCUUAUAGGUCACCAUCGCCCAUCAGCCGAGACGAUAUUCGGUCUCGUGCCAGCGAUCGUGUUGUGUCGCCAUACGGAAUCACACCAUCUCCAAUAUCCGGGGAAAGAAUACGCCGGGUCGAACAAAUCGACCCCGUUGCAGCAGAAGAAGAACGCGAGCGACGGCGGGCACAAGCGGAGAAAGAGAAAAUCGCGAGUUCCUCAGUCGGAUAUACGGUAGCGCAAUAUGGGCAACCGGGUAAUGUGACUAUCGAAAGGAGUCACUCACCUGGCAGAUAUUCUGUUCCACAAUCCUCCCCUGAGACAUACGACAAGAAGGAAUUAAAUGACGCCGUCAGUCCUUCAUCGCUUUACUCCAAACAAAGAGCCGAAUCACCAGAAUAUUCUGCCGUCUAUGAACGAUUUGAUCGGAAGCGUGACGAGCCACCUCCGACUCCAGCACACGCUCAGUCGAAUCAUUCAGCGAAUAAGUCAAUGGUUCCGAGUGGAAAUAUUAGAUCUCGAAGUCCUCCACCGGAUUACGACGCUGGACCAUCUGCUACGCAAAGUUUAGCGACAUCCGUGAAGACAUACGACGAGCCGACGUACUCACAAACAACGACGACCACACGGACAACUUACUCGACAUCACCAAGUAGACCCGGCAAAGAAUGCGAGACGAAACCGGAGGUUGCGAUUCAUCGAACUGGAAGUGAAACAGAUGAGAAGUUAAAGUCGAGAAGUAGGGAUGACCUGAGCUAUCUUCGAACUCAAUCUGAGUUUAUCAGACGAAACGACGCCGAGCAGUCGAGGUUAUCUCGAAGUGAGAAGAAGUACGAGGUUUCCGAAAUGGCACCGGAGAAGCUGAAGAGGACAAAUGAUUUGACACCACUUCCGUUAGCCGAGGAAGCCCACCGUACUAUGGAAUAUCUUCGGAAUCCAGCUCAUGUGCAGGCAUUGGAACCGGUUGCUGAGUUACCUCAUUCACCAGCACCAUCCGCCAAGUCAACACCCCAUACUACUCCAAAGACAAGCAUGAAAUUUAAAAAAGAAGGAAAAGAGACAAAGCCGUUCGAAUUCGGCAAAAGCAAGUUCACAUCUAAACAUGAGGUAGUGAAACGCGGAAAAAGUGUUGAGGUUAAACUGGAGAGUCUAAAGCUCACCAAAGAGGACACGUUACGUGUCGUUGUAUUACCACCGAGGCGGAAUCAGCUGGGCGCACCCGUAGAUAGUCAACCGGAACUGGAAACUAAAGUGAAGAGAAGUGGUAGUAAAUACGAGAUCACUUUCAAACCCGUAGAAGUUGGAACUCACAAGGUUUUCGCCUAUGUAAACGAAAUCCAGCACCCAUUGUCACCUUUCCCGAUUCGUGUAUACGAUUCGGCUGAAAUCAUUGUGGGUGAAAUUCCAGCUCAGUCAAAUCUUAACGAUACAGUUGAAUUUACUGUGGAUGCUGGACGAGCUGGCUUCGGUAAUUUGGAGAUGGCUAUCAAAGAUGCUGACGGUAUUAUUAUUCCGUCACACGUAGCACAGCUGGAAAGCGGCACGGCCAAGUUCCUAGUGACUUUUACUCCUACAUCACGAGGAUUGCAUACAGUCAAUAUUACAUUUAAUAAGGAAGUACUCAAAAACUCUCCGUUCGAAGUUCUGAUCACUGAUCCACCAGCGCCGCUCAGCGAUACCGUUGACGGGACAGGAUCUCCUUCUUUAUCCAAAAGGGAGAUGAAGAAAGAAAAGGAAGACAAGAAGAAAGAGGAAAAGGAACGUGUGAAACGCGAGAAAGAAGAGAAAGGAGCUACUUUUAAGAAAGAGAGAAGGAGCAGACAUAGAGUUGUGUCAAAGACGUCAGUAACAAAAAUCCCGUCAUUGUCACGAGUUGGUCAGCCGUCCAAUAUUAUCGUUGAGGUGGCCGGUCAUGAUCAGCUGGAGAUUGUCAUCACUGAUAACAAAAAGAAUCAAAUCGGCACGGAAUUGAUCGAAAUUGAACCGGGUGUCAUGCAAGUGAACUUCACACCACAGGUGGUCGGCGAUCACGACAUUGAGGUAAAAUACGGUGGUGUACCAGUUACUCCGAUUCCGUUUACCUGUAGAGCAUAUGAUCCGGCGAGAAUCAAAGUCGGGACGAUUCCAAAAGGUCUUCUGGAGAAACCGGUUUACUUUACAGUGGAUGCAUCCGAGGCCGGAGUUGGGAAUCUCGAGGUGGCCGUGAACGAUGGUCGCGUGCCUUCUAUGGCACAUGCUCUAGGCCAGCAUCGUUACGAUAUUUCCUUCGUGCCAAAAGAAAAUGUGGAUCAUACUAUCACGAUUCGCUUCAACAAUGAACCCGUACCCGGAUCACCCUUCACAUGCCAACUUGUAGCUGCUGCGCAAGCUUCGGCUUCUGGGCCAGGUCUCGAACGGGUGCCGGUUGGCGAGCCUACUGAAAUUAAAAUCCAAACAAAUGUAACAUCAGAAGCUCAACCUGAGGUACGAGUUCGUGAUCCUAUGGGAAUUAAUCUUCCGGUGGAGAUUACGCCUAGCGAGAAGGAUAAAACGGUCUGCACCGUUAAGUAUACGCCAAAUUGUGUUGGAAACCACCAGGUCGAUAUCUCGAUGCUAGGUGAGCCAAUCGCCGGGUCUCCAUUCACUGCUAAGGCAUACGAUGCACGAAUGGCUCGUCUAAGCCAUUGUGAUCAAGCCGUCGUCGGAAAGCCAUGCACGUUUGCUAUAGGUGUGAUAAUAUUACUAAAGGCAGAAGGGCAAGCAAAAUUCAAAGUAUCUUUUACUCCUCAAGAAGCUAAAGAACAUGUGAUCAGUGUACGAUUCAAUGGUGUUAGCGUUCCGGGUUCUCCAAUGAAAUGCAUGGUAGAAAAAGUGUCGUCGACAAUGGCAACACCCACUGUAACGUCACCAGUUGCCACAGAGUCAUCGAGUGUAGCUGGAAGUUCACCGGAAGAAAUUAGUAAAUACUCUUUAACUAAGGAGCUUGAAAAUGCUCAGGCUGGGCGGAAACAUGGGUUCACAAUACCAAAUCCGGGUGGUCGCGCCGCUGAAUGUAACGUAGUUGUGAUCGGUGAGUCUAUUCCAUGUCAAAUAGCAGCUCCGGAUGGAACACGACAACCUGUUAUGCUAACCACUAGAAAAGACUCGUUCUUCGCUGAAUUUACGCCAACAAUGAAAGGUUGUCACGAAAUAAUUAUCUAUUUUGACAAGUUAAAGCUUAACGAGAUACCCAUUUUGAUGGAAGUUGAAAGUGGAAGAGCUGCAUUACCUACGGUGUGCGUCAUUGGCAAGAAAUAUUCAUUUGAUAUUAGCGCUCAUGACAAAGACAGUGUUCUUGUACAUAUUAUCGAUCAAAACGAUCGUCCACUUCCUGUACAAAUCGAAAAGUUGAACGAUGAGCUCGUUCGAGCUUCGUGCCGCUUCAAGGACGAGGGUUUACACUCUAUCGAGACGUUUGUGGGUGGUCGAGCGGUGGGUGAACGUGUACAACAACGAGUUGUUGACUUGGUGAAUGCAGUGCAACUCAUAUCUGAAGUGCGAAAGGAAGUGGUCAGUGAACGAGCUGAACACAACAUUUUCAUCGCUUCGGGUUUAGAAGAUCAGGUUAAUGUAACGAUUCGAGAUCCUGAUCGUGUUCCACAAACUGUAUCCCUAUCAAAAGCUUCGGAUACGCUGUGGAUAGCAUCAUGGUUGCCAAUGACGGAAGGCUGUCACGAACUGGAAAUUCUUGUUGGCGGCAUGCCAAUUGCUGGCUCACCUUUUUCUGUUCCGGCUCUCGACCCAUCGGCAGUGAGAGUGAUUGGUUUGCGCAACGAUAAUGUUGGAGUUGAACAACAAUUCAACAUUGAUUACACGAGAAGCGGCGCGCUAUCUGCUUCAGUUGAGAUUCGGUGUGGUGAAAUCUCUAUUCCUUGUAAUGUGAAGAGCAUUAGACCUGGCUUAUUGUUAUGUUCGUUUACCCCAGUUAUUGGUGGUUUGUAUCAAAUUAACGUCCAUAUCGAUGGUCUGAUUCUUCCUGAGUGUCCGUACGAAUGUUGUAUUGGCUCUGGAGUCGUUCGUGCAUGUGGUGAUGCACUAAGUCGUGCCCAACGUGGGCGUGUGGCUCGCUUCGAGGUGUCGCACAAUGACGUGAGACAUGGUGACCUCGACGUCUUCGUGUCAGAUCCUAACGGUGGUCCACUACCUGUACGGUGUUAUCGUCAGCAGGAUGAUAGCUACUGGGUCGAAUUCAUACCUGAACAUAUCGGAUCACAUACGAUUGAGGUGACGUUUGAUGAUGUACCAGUAACCGGUUCACCGUUCCGCUGUGAAGUUGUUGAUCCGAGGAAGGUCCGAGUUUCUGGACUUAGCGAUGGAUUGCUACUUCGUCAAGCUACCACAAUCCACGUUGAUCGACGGCAUGCUGGACUUGGAGAACUUGUUGUGGAGGUUACUGAUCCAUCGGGAGCUCCACUUAAAGUAGAAACUCUGAAGUCACCUAGUGGUGGAGAUAGCGUUACCUUCCUUCCGAGUCAGACUGGACCGCACAGAGUAAAUGUCAAUGUAGCCGGAUUCCCUAUUCCUGGAUAUCCACGGACAGUCAUGGUCUCGGAACAGCAACAGCCAACUGUUUAUGGUGCUGCUGUUGAUCAUUCUAUUAAAAUCGACGAACCAGCUAGCUUAAUUUUUGAUCCUAAAGGAAAUAAUGGCGGCCUAAAAGUGAGCGUAGUUGGUCCAAGAGAUAAUAAGGUUCGUCACAAAGUAAUAAGACGACCAAAUGGUACUUCUGAAGUCGCGUUUUCUCCUGAAGAAGUUGGUGCGCAUAUUGUUCAUAUCGAUUUUAAUAACAAACCUAUUGCCGGAAGUCCAUUCACAGUACGUGUUGUUGAUCCAUCAAAAGUGGUGGUAAACGAUCUGGACAUGGAUCGGGACGGUUCAUUUUUGCUUCGUCUAGGCCAGCAAAAUGUGUUUGAUGUCGACGCCACUGCUGCCGGACCCGGCAAACUUCGUGCCGAAGUUCGGAAUUCCGAGAGUACGUUACUCGGUGAUGGUCCGGCCGUCGACGAUCUUGGCUACGGAAAGUACCGUGUUGCUUUUACUCCAAAAGAACCGGGACGUUACUCGAUCUACCUCUACUGGAAUGAACUCCCUGUUGAGAGUGCUUUCCCAGUGCGUGCCAGAACAUCCGAAGACAGACAUACCACUUCUCAUGAAAAAACUGCUACUGUCACGCAUACAAGGGAUAAAUCGUCUUCUUCAGUCGACGAUUUGUCAAGAAUAAUAGUUCGAGGUGACGGGCUCCAUCGUGCUCAGCUCAAGGAACCGAAUGAGUUUAUUGUUGAUGGCAGCGACAUUUCACGUGAGGGGCGGUUAACGGCAACGUUAUUCGGCACGAAAGCAGAUGUACCUGUUCGAGUGCAACAACUUGGGCAUAAUGUUUAUAAAGGAACGUUCACACCACUCACUGGAGGAACAUAUGAGCUUCACGUGCUUUGGAACGGUGUACAUGUGAAGGGUUCACCGUUUAAGGUAAAUACAGACACUGCUUCAACUCCAGCCGAAUUGAUCACAGUUGAUAGUUCAUCACUAAAAAUUGGGAUCAUUAAUGAUGAUAUCAAGACAGUAAUUGAUACUCGUCGAGCUGGACCAGGUCAAUUGUCUGCUCAUUGCAUGGGGCCAGUAAAAUUGGCAUACUGUGAACUUUAUGAUCACAGAGAUGGCACGUACACAUUGAGUGUGAAACCAACUGAGGUGGGUAAACAUACACUUACCAUCAAAUACGAUGACCAACAUGUACGUGGAAGCCCAUUCAUCAUUCAUGUCUCACUACCUCCUGAUCCAUCAAAAGUUCGCGUCUAUGGACCCGGAAUAGAACACGGUAUUUUGAGCUUAUUCAAAUCCAAUUUUGUGGUUGAGACCAGAGGUGCUGGAGCAGGGCAGUUAACCGUACGAGUUCGUGGUCCUAAAGGUGCUUUUAAUGUGGAGAUGCAACGUGAGAAGAAAAACGAGCGAACAAUUCAUUGCAAAUACGAGCCUAAAGAGCCUGGUGACUAUCAGGUUGAGGUAAAAUGGCAUGGGGAACACGUACCUGGUAGUCCGUUCCUAGUGAUGAUCGUUGACACUGAACAAGAACUGUCUCGUUUCCUACGAGGGGAAGCACCAUCGCCCACACCGGCCACUCCGUUCGUACCUCCAGGCUGGGUGGGACCGCCUCCUCUGUUUCCACCUCCAGUGGGCCAACGUUACGGUCCGCCAAUGGGUCCAAUGGGGCCUAUGGGGCCCCUUGUUCCACCGCCACCUGGUGCCAUAGUGCCUAUGAACGGUCCACCGGCCACAAAGCACAAAGCGAAGUAUCAUUGA
Molecule: messenger RNA, 8559 nt
Organism: Angiostrongylus costaricensis
Lineage: Eukaryota; Metazoa; Nematoda; Chromadorea; Rhabditida; Metastrongylidae
Source: the annotation of a GenBank genome assembly